GAUGGUCCAGUGCGCGCAACGCGCUAUAUAUAAAGUUGUCAAUGGGUGGAGUCCCUCGGCUUCAAAGUCGCCGCUGUACAUAUAUAUUUGUCAGCCCCCUCUUGGGACGUUUUAUUCAAAGGAUUGGCUGUCCCUCGGGGUCCUCAAGCACCAUGCCAUCCAAAUUGGCUCUCUUCAAGAAAGCUCCUUCUAAGAAGGUAGCGCUUAAGAAAGUGGCUCCUGCACCGGAGCCCACGCCGGCUCCCGCCCCGCCUCCCGACGAGCCUGCCGCCACUGAGGCUGCUCGUGUUCCAGCCGAGGCUGCUCCUGUCCCAGCCGAGGCUGCUCCUGCCCCAGCCGAGGCUGCUCCUGUCCUGACAGAGGCGGCACCUGCAGAAGUUGCCCCCGCGCCCGAAGCUGCGGCUCCAGCAGAAGGGGAAGCCGCUCCCGCACCCCCCGCAGAAGCCGCUGCUGCUGCCGCUGCUGCUCCUGCCAUAGAGGAACCUGCUGCACCUGCACAGCCAGAGGCUCCGACUGACGCUGCCGCCCCUGCUGCACCAAAAGAAUCUGCAGCCGUUGACACCGCUCCCGCCGAAGACAAGCCAGCUGAGGCAGCCGCACCAGAACUUGCACCUGCUCCGGCACCGGACGCUGCGGAACCUGCUGAUGCCGUUGCUGCCCCCACCCCAGAAGAAGCGGCUCCUCCUGCUGCCAAACCAGCUGAUGGUAAAAAAAAGAAAAAGAUUGAUAAGCCUGAUGAUAAUGCUAUUCCAGCCGUUGCUGCCCCCACCCCAGAAGAAGCGGCUCCUCCUGCUGCCAAACCAGCUGAUGGUAAAAAAAAGAAAAAGAUUGAUAAGCCUGAUGAUAAUGCUAUUCCAGCCGUUGCUGCCCCCACCCCAGAAGAAGCGGCUCCUCCUGCUGCCAAACCAGCUGAUGGUAAAAAAAAGAAAAAUAUUGAUAAGCCUGAUGAUAAUGCUAUUCCAGCCGUUGCUGCCCCCACCCCAGAAGAAGCGGCUCCUCCUGCUGCCAAACCAGCUGAUGGUAAAAAAAAGAAAAAGAUUGAUAAGCCUGAUGAUAAUGCUAUUCCAGCCGUUGCUGCCCCCACCCCAGAAGAAGCGGCUCCUCCUGCUGCCAAACCAGCUGAUGGUAAAAAAAAGAAAAAGAUUGAUAAGCCUGAGGAUAAUGCUAUUCCAGCUGCACCAGCCCCUGCUGUUGAACCUGUCGCAGUAGCUGCUCCGGACCCUAAGGAACCAGCUGAUGCUGCAGCUGCCACUGAAGAACCUGUUGCCCCCACUGAGCCGGAAGCUGAGAAACCAGCUGCCGCCGUCGCUACUCCUGCUGCAGAGGAACCUGCUGCCAUCACUGCCCCUGCUCCCGACGCCGAGGCGCCUGUGCUCGCCGACGCUGCUGCCCCAGCUGCAGAAGAGGUCACUGCUCCCACUGCCCCAGAAGCUCCUGCUGAUGCUGCCAUCGCUGUUCCUGCUGCUGAUGAUGCUGCCGCCCCAGCUGCCAGUGAAGCGCCGGCAGAGGUUGCCGAAACCCCAGCUGCUGAGGCACCUCCAGCCGAGGAGCCCAAACCUCCAACACCCCCUCCCCCAGCAGUUCCCACUAGCGAACCUCUGAAGUUGACGCUUGAAGAUGUCAAUGAUAGCUCGGUAACAAUCAAGUGGAGGCCGCCAGAGACCAUUGGCAAUUCCGGUCUGGAUGGGUACACAGUGGAGUAUUGCAAAGACCAAACGCCUGAUUGGGUGGUGGUGAACGAGAAGCUGACAGAGGCCAAUCGCAUGGUCAUCAGUGACCUGACGAAGGGGGACCUUCUGCACAUCCGUGUGGUGGCUGUGAAUGUGGCUGGCCAUAGCCCCCCCGCUGUGCUCGCCGAGCCCGUCAAAGUCACAGAGAUUGUGGCACGUCCCAAAGUCCGCCUGCCUCGCUCCCUCCGGUCAAGAAUUGUCAAGCAGGUCGGCGACCAGGUCAACCUUGUCAUCCCGUUCAAUGGCAAGCCAAAGCCUCUGGUGACUUGGACAAAAGAUGGCGAGCCUUUGGAUACCAAGACGAUCAAUGUUCGCAACAGCGAAAAGGACAGCAUCCUGUUCAUCCGCACGGUUGACAGGAGCCACUCCGGCACGUACCAGCUGUCUGUCAAGGUGGAGAGCUUUGAGGACAAGGCCUCCAUCGUCAUCCAGAUUGUUGACCUGCCUGGACCCCCCGCCAGCAUGAAGCUUGUGGACAAUUGGGGCUUCAGUGCGGCCCUGGAAUGGGCCCCACCCAAGGACACUGGCAACACCGAAAUCACAGGCUAUACCAUCCAGAAGUCUGACAAGAAGACUGGGGAGUGGUUCACGGUCCUGGAGCACUACCACAGGUUGAGUGGCACCAUCUCUGACCUCGUCAUGGGGAACUCAUACGGCUUCCGUGUCUUCGCUGAGAACAAGUGCGGCACGGGCAAGGAGGCGACCGUCGCAAAGGGGCAGGUCACCAUCGACAAGAUAGGUAUCGAGUACACCCCCCCGGAGUACCCAGCCUUUGACUUCAGCGAGGCUCCCAAGUUCACGGCUCCCCUGAACGAUCACGCGGCGACUGUGGGCUACACCACCAGGCUGCUGUGUGCUGUGCGCGGGACCCCCAAGCCCAAGAUCGAGUGGCUGAAGAACCAGAUGAUCAUAGGCGACGAUCCCAAGUUCCGGCAGAUCAGCAACCAGGGUGUGUGCUCCCUGGAAAUCCGCAAGCCAUGCAGUUUCGAUGGCGGGAUCUACACCUGCCGGGCCCGGAACCCCCACGGGGAGGCCGCCGUGGCCUGCAAGCUGGAGGUCAGACAGGUCAUACUUCCUGAGGCUGUCAAGGGAAGAAAGUAAACCCUCAAACAUACACACAGAUGAAGGAUCUUCCAGGACAUUUAUGGAGGUGGUUGAAAGAAGAACAAAAAAGUGUAAAUAUAAAGAAAAAGAAAGUAUGUUUAUUGACUCCAGCAGUUGGUCUGUACUCUGUGAGUUCACAAAGCCAGGUCCUUGACAGUGUCCUUUCUGGUCAGAAAAAUAACUAUCCACAAAUAAUAUGGUCAAAGCAAAGAUGGAACCAGAUAUCUGGUGGGGUGCUAUUCCUGGCUGUGUCCUCUAUUGUGGCUGUAUAAGUUAAGUAGUUGUGCCAAGAAAAUGACAAUCAAAUGAACAUUGUAUCAAAAUGGACAUUGUUUGAAAAUGCAUAGAUAUUUAUUAAAACUCAUUUUCAUUCUGUUCCAAUUUUA
Molecule: messenger RNA, 3220 nt
Organism: Conger conger (European conger)
Lineage: Eukaryota; Metazoa; Chordata; Actinopteri; Anguilliformes; Congridae
Product: myosin-binding protein H-like
Exons: 25
Coding region: 42-2831 (929 amino acids)
Molecular function (GO): protein binding
Source: RefSeq, a predicted model, not a curated record